AUGCGCCCAACCGCCGUCCUGCGACUCCGCCGCGCAGUGAUUGAGGUUGAGAGAAAAUUUUCCUGCGGGCCAAAGUCGAAAGACAUAUUUUGUUUCAACCGGGGUUCGCCAUCAUUCGACUACGUAGAGAAUAUCGGGCAGAGUGUCUUUGAAGAUCAGUACUUUGACUACCGCCAACAACUAUCCACGAAUGGUGUCUGGGUACGGCGACGAGAGGGCAUAUGGCAGGCCAAAGUGCGAACAGACCGGACAAAUUCAACGUACACCAAUUCCCGAUUCGAGGAGCUUUCUGAGCCCAGUGAAAUUCUUAAGCAGGUCCAGCGAUUUGUGCCUGGCGUGAGGUUCCUGCCCACAGAGAAGGAUGGCAGUGAUGUGAGGCUAUGUGGACUAGAGGUGAUGGCUCGAUACACGACUUAUCGAGACACCUGGAGACUUAACAAGGAGUUUGAGGUCGUGUUGGAUAGGACGGACUUUGGCCAUUGGGUUGGAGAGGUCGAACUACAGAGGGACGUUGAGGUAGAUGAAGAUGAGAAGAAGGCACUCGUCCAGCGACAAGCUGUCUCUGCAGGGAUGGACAGGGAGGUACGGGCCUUUAUGGAGCGUUAUCAGUGGGCAUUCCCUGUUAACAGGCCAGUUGGCAAGCUGUCUGCAUACUUUGCAAAGAGCUGA
This is a messenger RNA of Nannizzia gypsea CBS 118893, 669 nucleotides long. RefSeq lists its product as hypothetical. Gene Ontology annotation, molecular function: thiamine triphosphate phosphatase activity; magnesium ion binding. Bases 1 to 669 code for a protein of 222 amino acids. The transcript has a single exon. Gene Ontology annotation, biological process: thiamine diphosphate metabolic process; thiamine metabolic process; dephosphorylation. Lineage: Eukaryota; Fungi; Ascomycota; Eurotiomycetes; Onygenales; Arthrodermataceae. The record is from RefSeq and is a predicted model, not a curated record.